Molecule: messenger RNA, 462 nt
Organism: Aspergillus tubingensis
Lineage: Eukaryota; Fungi; Ascomycota; Eurotiomycetes; Eurotiales; Aspergillaceae
Product: mitochondrial fission 1 protein
Exons: 4
Coding region: 1-462 (153 amino acids)
Biological process (GO): autophagy of mitochondrion; mitochondrial fission; peroxisome fission
Cellular component (GO): peroxisomal membrane; mitochondrial outer membrane
Molecular function (GO): protein binding
Source: RefSeq, a predicted model, not a curated record
AUGGGCUCUAAUCUUCCUUAUGCCGCCGAUGCUGAGAGUCCGCUAAAGCCAGCGGAACUUCAGGUGCUCCGCGCCCAGUAUGAGAAGGAAGGUGACUACGUGGGGAUCCAGACCAAGUUCAACUACGCCUGGGGUCUGAUCAAAUCCAACGCCCGGGUCGAACAACAAGAGGGUGUUCGUCUGCUUUCGGAGAUCUUCCGCGCUGCGCCUGAACGACGUCGCGAAUGUCUGUACUACCUCGCGCUGGGUAACUACAAGCUCGGUAACUACGGCGAAGCUCGUCGGUACAACGAUCUACUGCGUGAUAAGGAACCCGGGAACCUGCAGGCCGCUAGUCUGGGCCAGCUCAUCGAUGAAAAAGUGUCCAAGGAGGGCCUGAUGGGUAUUGCCAUCGUGGGUGGGCUGGCGCUGGCGGCCGGCGUAGUGGGUGGAUUGGUGAUGCGGGGGGCAAAGAGACGCUGA